Molecule: messenger RNA, 2088 nt
Organism: Melitaea cinxia (Glanville fritillary)
Lineage: Eukaryota; Metazoa; Arthropoda; Insecta; Lepidoptera; Nymphalidae
Exons: 7
Coding region: 10-1101 (363 amino acids)
Cellular component (GO): membrane
Source: RefSeq, a predicted model, not a curated record
ACAUUAGUGAUGUCAAAAAUGAGUCUUUCGGUGGCUACAAGUAAUAACAAUAACGACGAAAUUGCUGUGUCAGCAAGAUGGUCAGCUUUACGCGCUGCCGCCAUACGUCGAGGAAGUGCAAGGCGUUUGCGUCGCGAGAUCGCCGCGUUGAGAGAAACUCUUGACGACAUCUGCGAGCCUGGUGACUGUGCUCCCCAACCACACACUAGAGCUCAGUUGCACAGGAGGAUCGAGGAGCUUAAGGAGCGCCUUUCCCGCCUCUUAGAAUGCAAGGUGUCAAUGCUGAAACUGACAGUGUCCGUGAGACGCGCGUUAGGAGAGAUGGAGUCAGAUGACAGCGGUCUAACUGGAGACUUGACAGCGUUACUGGCUGCUUGGGAUGACGCCCAUCAACGCACAUCUAACGAGCUACUCUCGCUGGAGAAGGCGGUUUGUGCGUGGGCGGAAUGGGAAAGUGCACUGAGGGAGUUGCAAGGCGCUCUCAGAGGCGAUCUCGCGACUUUGCAAGCGUUGCGCGAUCGUGGCGCGGCUCUGGCUGAUCAUGCGGAACUUGCGGCUCAUGUACGCCAGUUGGCUGCUUCUCUUCUCGAUAAGAAAAAGGGUGGGUCGACAUGCGACUCAUUAUCGGAUUCUGGUAUUUCUGACGGGGACAGUGAAGGCGCAGGAACGCGGGCUCGGAGACUGGGAGCUCUAAGAGAGCUGGCUCGUCGCUUGCAAGCGGCGCUUGCACCCAACUCGCCUGCUCAUCGGGCCAUUGCUAAGCGUAUGGAACAAACUGAAAAUGAAGUGAAAACUUUGCAAGAAUCUUGCCGUGCAUUAGUUGAACAGAACAUUCCUGACUUCAAAAUCGACGAAGUCUCACGGGAUCACGCUAUCGCCAUUUCAAGCAAUAAAACUGGUGCUGGUGACCCUGAUUACAAUCCACGUAGCGGCUGGGUAUGGCGCGUACUUCGUUCCUCCAUUCCCAUACAACUUUGCCUCGUGGCCUUACUCCUGGCAGCCUGGCUGGUAGAGCGACCAAGGUGUUGCGACGCCUUAAACUCGCUAGCUCAAACAUUAACACCACAGUUGCGCUACGUACGCGGACCGCCGCCUGUCUGAACGCGCCUUUACAACUCACGUGUUAAGUGACAGCUGUCAAUGUGGCAUAUUUUAAUUUGACGUGUGUCAAUGUGACAUAUCAGUAUUGCCACGUGUAAAAAGAUCUAUAGGACAAUUUAUGUCCUAGUUACAUUUCACGUAGUAUUACGCUACUCGAAUAGGUAGUUUGGUUACAUGUUGAUGAAUUGCAAUAGCAAUAAUUUGUCCUACCUUGUAGCAUUGUUUGUAAUAGCUAGUUUUAUCUACAUAUCGAACUAGGAGUUGUAGAAACUAGGGUAACAUCUAUGAAUGUCUAUCGUAUGGAGACGUCUGCAAAAAUGUUUUUGUAUAUGACUACAUUUAACAUUUAGAAAGGAAUAACGGUUUAUAAAAAAACUAUAAAAAUAAACGGAGAAAUAGAUAUAUUUCUACUAAAAAAUAUUUCUUCCGAUUAUUUAAAAAAAAAUUAUAUUACCUAUAAUCAAAAAAGGUAGAAAGAAAAUAGAUAGAUAAAGAUAGCUAGCUAUUUAGCUAUUACUUGUGUGGAACGAAUAAGGAACGCAAUAUUGACUUUAUUGCAAGUCUUAUUUUUAAGGUUGUGACACCUAGAACAUCCCAUUUUAGUAAAUUGUACUAAUGUUUUAUUUUAUUUUUGUCGAUUAGUACUUUUUCUAUUAUAAACGAUGGUGCGGUUGUUUAUGUUAUUAGCAUUUGGUUAUUUAAUAACGAUACAAGGUGGUGAAGCUGUUUUAUUAAAAGCUCACGUUGCAUGACAGAAGGAAAUCAAUGACUAAGUUGAUUGUUAGAAUAAAAAAUAAGUUUUUCUGUUCUAACGUUUUUGGAAUGUGGUUUUGUAAGCUCUAUAAUUAAUAGACUAAUAUAUAUUAUCCACUCUCUAUGGAGUUUAGAGUAAGUACGAUUAUUUCCUGCAUUUUAUUAGGACCAUACUUAACAUUAGGAACCACGGAUUGCUCAUAGCAAGAGUUCAAAUAAAUUAAAAGAGAAAGU